AUGAUCGCUCCUUCCUGCGCCUUUACCCGUGUCGGCUUGAGGCGCAUUCCGAACGCCCCUUCCCCUCGGAACAGCAAUCCCGGCACCUUCGAACGCGCACGCAUCAACGUCCACCCCUCGAAUGUCGUCCGCAGGCCACAUGUCUCGGGGCCAAACACAGCAGGCAGAGUCGCGGACAAUGCGCAGACGAUUCCUGGGCCAAGCUGGCUUUGGCUCCAGCCCAUUGUCGGACCCUUCCGCGCAUACGGUCGCGCACAACAAAGGAGGCCAUACAGGACACAACUCAUAUCUUCGCUCGUCAUAUACUUUAUCGGCGACCUCGUUGCGCAGACCAUUGCGCCCGAGGAAACCCACAAAGUGGCAGAAGAUGCGGACGACAAGGGCUGGGUUCAAGAAUGGAGCGACGGCCGUGACUGGGCCCGAACAGGGCGAGCGCUGAUAAUUGGAGGAGUCAGCUCUAUCCCAUCGUUCAAGUGGUUCAUGUGGCUGUCAAACAACUUCAACUACAGAUCCAAGAUCCUGUCGCUUUCGACCAAAGUCUUCAUAAACCAGGCGUUUUUCACACCAUUAUUCAACUCCUACUUCUUCGGCAUGCAGUCGCUUCUAUCCGGCGCUACGAUACCCGAAAUCGUCGAACGCAUCAAGAACACAGUGCCAACAAGCUGGAUCAACAGCUGCAAAGUCUGGCCCAUGGUCACGGCAUUUAGCUUCACGUACAUCCCGAUAGAAUACAGAAGCAUAUUUGGUGGUGUCAUUGCCAUUGGCUGGCAGACAUACCUUAGUCUGCUCAACACAAGAGCCGCGGCAAAGGAGGGGAAGGAGCAUCUAGCGACACACGACGCACCCGUAACCGUCCGAACAAAUCACGCUAGAGUCGAGCAUGGCAUGUUCGGGCAGAAGUGCGCUGCGUAA
Alternaria ethzedia is the source of this 912-nucleotide messenger RNA. RefSeq lists its product as uncharacterized. Gene Ontology annotation, cellular component: mitochondrion; membrane; cytoplasm. Bases 1 to 912 code for a protein of 303 amino acids. Lineage: Eukaryota; Fungi; Ascomycota; Dothideomycetes; Pleosporales; Pleosporaceae. The transcript is spliced from 2 exons. The record is from RefSeq and is a predicted model, not a curated record.